AUGGUUUCUCGCCAUAUGGUGUCGCUCUUCCUCUGUUUCCUCUGUUUCGAGAUCUCUGUUUCCUCCAUUCGGUUGCCUGGUCUGGACCAAGAAGCCAAGGCCACGCAUGGAUCGGUGCUCAGGUUGAACAGGGAAGGCUCUUCAGUGAAAUUUGAUCCCACACGGGUCACUCAGCUCUCAUGGAAUCCCAGGGCUUUCCUGUACAAGGGGUUUUUAACGGAGGAAGAAUGUGAUCAUCUGAUAACUCUGGCCAAGGACAAGCUGGAGAAGUCCAUGGUGGCGGAUAACGAGUCUGGUAAAAGUAUAAUGAGUGAAGUCAGAACGAGUUCUGGAAUGUUUCUCAACAAGGCACAUGAUGAAAUAGUUGCUCGAGUUGAAAAGCGAAUUGCUGCAUGGACAUUCCUUCCCACAGAGAAUGGUGAGUCGAUUCAAAUAUUGCACUAUGAGAAUGGUCAGAAGUAUGAACCACACUUUGAUUACUUCCAUGACAAAGCUAAUCAAGUUAUGGGUGGCCAUCGGAUUGCCACUGUAUUGAUGUAUUUGUCUAAUGUUGAGAAGGGCGGGGAAACAAUUUUUCCCAAUUCUGAGGAAAAGUUGUUGCAGCCAAAAGAUGAUAGCUGGUCUGAAUGUGCUCACAAAGGAUAUGCUGUCAAACCUCGGAAGGGUGAUGCCUUGUUGUUCUUCAGUCUUCAUCUUGAUGCAACUACAGAUGCCAAUAGUUUGCAUGGAAGCUGUCCAGUCAUUGAAGGCGAGAAGUGGUCUGCAACCAAGUGGAUUCACGUGAGUGACUUUGAAAAACCAGUCAGGUCAGUGGAUGGUGGAGACUGUGUUGAUGAGAACGAGAAUUGCCCUAGGUGGGCUAAAAUAGGUGAAUGUGAGAAGAAUCCACUCUAUAUGGUUGGUGGUGAUGGAGUCAAAGGAAAAUGUAUGAAGAGUUGCAAUAUCUGCUCUUCUUAG
Molecule: messenger RNA, 957 nt
Organism: Sphenostylis stenocarpa
Lineage: Eukaryota; Viridiplantae; Streptophyta; Magnoliopsida; Fabales; Fabaceae
Source: the annotation of a GenBank genome assembly